GGCGCGGGGCGGCGAGUCCCGAGCCGCCGGCCGAGGGGAGGCGCGCACCGCCCGACUCGCCCUUGCUCUCCGGCCCCCGCCUCCCCCGGGAGCCAGCCGGACCUGCACCCCGCGCUGGCCCCCGUUCCUCCUCCCCCCGCCCGGCCCGGCGCGCUCCUCCCCGGCCGGCCCCUCGGCGCGCGGCGCGCUGGAGGCGAACGCGGGCUGAGCCGAGCGCAGUGGCCGCCGACCACCGAGCGCCCCGCGCCGCUCCCUGCAUGUGCGGCCCGCGGCGGCUCGCAGCCCCCGGCAGCAGCCUCGGCAGCUUCGGCCGCGCCUCGAGAGGCGGCUGCAGCGGCUCCAGCGGCGGCCGAGUGGCCGAGCCCGGGCUGGGAGACACGAUGCGCCGCGUCCUCCGGCUGCUCCUUGGCUGCUUCCUCACCGAGCUGUGCGCCCGCGUGUGCCGGGCGCAGGAGCGAGCGGGGCACGGGCAGCUGGCGCAGCUGGGCGGCGUGGUGGUGCUGACGGGGGGCAACCGCUCCGGGGCCGCCUCCGGAGAGGUCGGCGAGGGCGUGGGGGUCUCGGACGCGCCCCCGACCCGGGCGCCCACGCCGGACUUCUGCCGGGGCUACUUCGAUGUCAUGGGCCAGUGGGACCCGCCGUUCAACUGCAGCUCGGGCGACUUCAUCUUUUGCUGCGGGACUUGUGGCUUCCGGUUCUGCUGCACGUUUAAGAAGCGGCGACUGAAUCAGAGCACCUGCACCAACUACGACACUCCGCUCUGGCUCAACACCGGCAAGCCCCCGGCGCGCAAGGACGACCCCCUGCACGACCCCACCAAGGACAAGACCAACCUGAUCGUUUACAUCAUCUGCGGGGUGGUGGCCGUCAUGGUGCUCGUGGGCAUCUUCACCAAGCUGGGGCUGGAGAAAGCGCACCGGCCCCAAAGGGAGCACAUGUCCAGGGCCCUUGCAGACGUCAUGAGGCCACAGGGCCACUGCAACACUGACCACAUGGAGAGAGAUCUCAACAUUGUGGUCCACGUCCAGCAUUAUGAGAACAUGGAUACCAGAACCCCCAUAAAUAAUCUUCACACAACCCAGAUGAACAACGCAGUGCCCACCUCCCCUUUGCUCCAGCAGAUGGGCCACCCGCAUUCCUAUCCCAGCCUGGGCCAGAUCUCUAACCCUUAUGAACAGCAGCCACCUGGCAAAGAGCUCAACAAAUACGCCUCCUUGAAGGCAGUCGGAAGUUCUGAGGGUGACUGGACAGUGGCGACACUUCAGUCACCGAAAGCCGACAAGGUAAACGAUGACUUCUACUCCAAGCGACGGCACCUGGCUGAGCUGGCUGCCAAGGGGAACUUACCUCUGCACCCUGUAAGAGUGGAGGAUGAGCCACGGGCUUUCAGCCCUGAGCACGGCCCCGCCAAGCAGAAUGGACAGAAGUCCCGCACCAACAAGACGCCCCCCCACCCCCUGGCCUACAACUCCACUGCCAACUUUAAGAGCUGGGACCCCAAGGAUCAGUCUCUCCGGCGGCAACAGGCUUAUGGGAACAAGGGCAAGCUUGGCACGGCUGAGUCAGGCUCCAGCGACCCCUUGGGAACUCGCACCCCGCACUACCCACCCCCACAGCCAUACUUCAUCACCAACAGCAAAACGGAAGUGACUGUCUGAGGUGUCGCCACAGGGGACAUCCUGGAGACCACACUCAACUGAGAGAGGCAAAAAAUACCCCAGCCCACGUCUUCCCUGUCCCCCGCCAGCACACCCACCUACACACUCACCCUCCACACUGACUGAUGAUAAACCUACUGGUGACAUGGAAUCAUGCUUUUCCUGCGUCCUGCCUAAUGUGUGUCGGCGGGCAGCUGAGCAAGACUGGAGCGUGGACGGUCCAUGGUGCAGCCAAGGGGUAACUGAGACACCCUCUUUGAACUUCAGGGCUGAGGUGGCCGACCCACACGCCCAAACCAUGGGGCUGAUUUUUUUUCUUUUCCUCCUAACUUGAAACUGAAAUCCAUGAUGAAAAAAAGGUAGCACAAUUUAGAGAAAUUGUCCAGUUGAGCACAUAUACCAUUUACCACAUGUUGUCUGUUUCUGGGUGAAAAAGUGAGAAAAGGGUGGGGUAGAGAAAAGGGGUCGUGUGUGCCCGUGAUAAGCAUUUCCUAAUCCCAGGAAGUAGUGAUAUGGACACAGAACUUUGCUAAGCAUGAGGUAGUAACUGGACCCCACCACCACCACCACCAUGCUUUUAGUACUUUUCAUAUUAUCAAGGUUGGAAGCAAAAACAACAUACACUCAAACUCACAAAAAAUAAACAGACCCUGAACCCACCCCAGUGAUGGGAAAGAGAGGACAUUUUUAGACAACUCCCAUAAAGACUGUGGAAAUGGGAGGGCUAGGCUUGUGUGGCAGGAAAAGGGUCCAGAGGGUCUUCAAUAACUAUUUUUUAAAAAAGAAAAAUACAAUAGAAUCCCACUACCAAACAGACAAGAACAGCAAAGUAAUUUUUGUCCAACAUUUUCAAGACCUAGGAAAUCAACAACGUCAUCAAGAACAAACAAAAUUCACAGUUGAGAUGUCAACGAGAGGCGAGAAGGGACACAGAGCCUGUGAUUUCUGGCAUUGCCCCCUUGCCUCUGAGACAAGAAACAGACACAAAACCCAGUCCUCUGUUAACUGUCUAUCCCUGACUCCCUUCCCUUUCAGCCUGUUGCUGCCGCCGCCGCUGCCAAAUUUCAACUGCUUUGGACUGAAAAUGUCAUAAGCGUGGGUGGUGCCUUCAAUGUGUCACUGUUGAAUGACAGUCUUGUUUCUCAAGUGCAACCUGUGUUCUUUUACCUUCCUCCCUCCUGUCUUUCUGCAGUAGUAGAAGUUGUUUCCAUCUUCCUUUUGUUGGUGAGCCCACCCCAUCACACACUCUGAGGGGGCUGUUGCAACUUGCAAAGACCAAGACCUCCUUACCACCCACACCCUCAAAACUCCAUGAGUCCCAUGAUCUUUUAGCUCCCCAAGCACUUCUGGGUCCCAUGAUUCCCACUGUCCCUCCAAACCACCUCGCCAGAUACUGUGGUACAUUCAUCCCCGACUCAUGAUCCCCCAAGGUGGGUGUUCAGAUUGGUUCUCAUAGCUAAAGGACGUCGAAACAAAGACAGUUUUCCUACUAGUUUGAUUUGUUUGGUGGUGGUGGUUUAGUCAUUAAGUCACAUCCGACUCUUGCCACCCCAUGGACUGUAGCCUGCCAGGUUAUUCCAUCCAUGAGUUUUCCCAGGCAAGAAUAUGGAGUGGGUUGCCAUUUCCUUCUCCAGGAGAUCUUCCCCACCCAGGGAUCAAACUUGCAUUUCCUGCAUUGGCGGGCAGAUUCUUUACCACUGAACCAUGAAGGAAGCUGAUUUGUUUAGUGGAAGUCCAAAGAGGGGAACUGACACAGAAGAGAUUUGCAUUUAAGGUGAGAAGUUUUCAAUCUGUCCCUCAAGGGCUUGGCUAAUUAACAGGAGCCUCGGAGAGACCCCUAAGUCUUCCUUUGUCAGAAACUAAAUGUGGUCUGGUCCAACAAGACCCUUCCUGGAAUGCUGGAUUUCAGCAUCUGCCUCCUCAUCUCUGCACUCUGACGUCAUGGGAUCAGGGAAACCAGCUGUUUAUUCCUUAGUCCCGGCUGAUCUGGGGAUGUGCACCAUGCAUUUCAUCCCUCUGGGCUUUAGUCUUCCAUUUGCUACGUGGGGAACUGGGGAGAGAUCAAGAUUUUCAAGCUUUCUGAAAAUGAAAAAAUGAAAUCGUGCCCAGAAGACCUCUUGUUGGAUCCCUGUGCAGACUGAGGCUCUGUGCUAGAUGAAGCAGGGAUGGGGGUUUCAGUGCUUGUUUUCUCAGCCUCUUGGCUGAAAUCCCAGUGCUCCCCACUGUAGAAUAAACACCAUGGGGCUUGGCCAGUGUCUCCUUGAUGUUAUCUGUGUACUUGCAACACACUUUUGGCAUGUCUGUGUGUUCCUGUCACAAUACUUGUACCUAAAUUGAUGCAUUUUUUGUAACAUUUAAAUGACCACAUAAACAGCAUUGUCAUGCACUUGAAAAAGAACCAGCCAGAAAACAGCACUGAUACUUAAGAUGAGAAGAGAUCAACAUUUGUUAAACAUGUACACAGCAACGAUCUAGCGUUAAAUACACAGAACUCCAAGACAUUUCUGACAAAGGAAGGUCUCAGACUCAUUUCUUUCCAAGUGGGCAUGGAGGGAAAUGCAUAGUUAUUUAUAAUAUGAGGGCCAUUUUUCAUGCAUAUAGUAUUUUCUAUGUCUUAUGGGUUUUCAUUAUUAGUGUUCUAACUUCAAUAAAUAAGUUAUUUGAAGUCAGAUUUAGAGAAUAUUAGACCUUCCCUUGUAAUCUUCAGUGACAUUUACUUAGUAUAUGGGUGUAUGUGUCCUGAGUCUAGUGGCUUUGAAUUAAGAAUGUAUAAAAAGCACUGGUGUUAGACUCAGUGGAGCAGGAAGUGUUAUUUGCUAACAUGACCCCAGAGACCUGCUUAAUUUCAGUGAUAAAUUGGUGCAUUUUUAAUACAUUUACCUUUUGAAAGGAAAACUUCCUGCCAGUAUCAUAAAUAGAAAACCAAUAUUCCUCAGUGGCAGCCAUCCUAAACAGAAAGGAACUGUAAAAUUAUUAAGUUCUAAUUACAGACUAUUGCCCAUGGAAGGGUUUGAGCCUGGCCUUUGCUGCCCCCUUUUCUUUCUUCUUUCCCUCCUCUCUUCCUCUCCCUUUUUCUUUAUUGCUAUUGUUGUUUUUCAGUUGCUUACUCGUGUCUGACUCUUUUCAAUCCCAUGGACUGUAGCCCGCCAGGC
Bubalus bubalis (water buffalo) is the source of this 4810-nucleotide messenger RNA. RefSeq names its product shisa family member 9 (gene SHISA9). The record is from RefSeq and is a predicted model, not a curated record. Lineage: Eukaryota; Metazoa; Chordata; Mammalia; Artiodactyla; Bovidae. Gene Ontology annotation, biological process: regulation of AMPA receptor activity; regulation of short-term neuronal synaptic plasticity. The coding region runs from base 258 to 1658 and encodes 466 amino acids. The transcript is spliced from 5 exons. Gene Ontology annotation, cellular component: postsynaptic density; postsynaptic membrane; dendritic spine membrane.